AUGCCAGGAUUCGGUCUCUUGCCGAAGGAAUACAACGUGCGGAUCCAUGGGGCUUAUUUUCCUGGAUAUUUUUAUGGCAAACCGGACACACCUAUAAUGGAUGUCAAAAUUGGGGAACUCCCGGCAUGGUUAUCACGACGAAGUCGUAAUCCUGCGGAUUGGGCGCGCGCAAUAGCCCGCUUUGGUUGGCGGUACACUUUCAAAUGGAUAGCCUGCAAACAACUAACGUUUGCUCCUGUUUUUCAGUUUGCAGUCGUGUUGGGUGCGAAAUCUGUCGAACACAAUCUCCUGGCCCUCCAGGUUGGGGGUUGGAACAUGUGCAGCAACGUGUUCCGUAAAGGUGGUAAUGAACUUGUAUUUCCAGCCCAACACCACUGCCUUGCGGUUAUGCUUUUGAGCCAAAGCCUUUGGUUGGGGACCCUAAUCGUCUUUUCUAGGUGUGGGCGCCCUGGAGGUAUUCCAGCCCUUGUACAACAGCUAGCGACACUCAUGCAACAUCGACCGUCGUGCCGGAUCGCCUUACUUGCUUGCUACGGCAGGGCGGGCAAGCGAAAACAUGCUACUGCUGACGCCUCCCUUCUUACACUUUCACGUUUUCCGUCUUCCACUCUCCCCCACCCAAAUUUGAAUACUUUCUCCGAAUGUCCCACUACUAGGACUGACCGUUUUGCUCACAAUUGCAGCACACUUGGCUGCACGUUCUUGACAACCCAAAACACUUCGAGGUCUGUUUCCAAACCCCGAAAGCCUGUCUACUUAGCUGCCUCUAAUGUUCACCCACUGGAGCAAUCCGGUCAGCAGGUGGCUCUUGCUUGUGCACUGCAUUCCCUCUGCAUUGAUAUAUGUUACCUGUCAGAAACAAGGACGCAGGAUGCAAAUCCCGCUGCGCUCCUCUGUGAUGCAGAGGUCACUGCAGCUGGGUAUGCUGGGGUGGGUAUCGUAUUGAGCGACCGAGCGGAAGCGUCUCUGCUCGCUUUUUACGAACUUCCAGAACAGCGGAAAUCGCUUGACAACGUGGUGCCCACCAACAGACCGGCCCCGAAUCCAAACAAACCACAUCAGUCAGUUAUCGGUGACAAUCACCGCCUGCCUCUUCUUCUGGAACACUGGCGUGGACGCCGACCGUACACUUGUACGCUGCUACUUUUAAGUCUACGUAAAACGAGCACACAUUGCAUAGCCACUGAUAAGCCAGUGGAUCCAAAAAUCAAACGAAGCUUUCAGGACCGUCCGGACCGUCAUAUGUCGAAUUUUGGUAAUGUAUUGAAAUAUGGUAGCUCGGGUGACUGUAACACCUUUUCGGUGCCUAGCUGCCAUGCCACCAGAAGGAAGCACGACGGCUGGGAUUGCCCAAUCCUAGACAGGGGAAGUCGAGAGGUAGUGGUCGGGUUCGAACCACGAACCCUGCGGGCCAUCUCGCCCCUGGUAAUAUGUUUGCAGGCCAAUCACCAACAACCAAUAUGUAUAAUAUCGAUGGUCAGUGGGUACGGAUAUCCACAGUGCUACUCAGAGCCGGAGCUUCCAUUUGAGGUACAUCCCAGCAACCUCACCCAAACAUUGAAUCUCUAA
Messenger RNA from Opisthorchis viverrini, 1569 nucleotides. RefSeq lists its product as hypothetical. The transcript has 9 exons. The coding region runs from base 1 to 1569 and encodes 522 amino acids. The record is from RefSeq and is a predicted model, not a curated record. NCBI's taxonomy places the organism in Eukaryota, Metazoa, Platyhelminthes, Trematoda, Opisthorchiida, Opisthorchiidae.